Hansenula anomala is the source of this 381-nucleotide messenger RNA. It is a transcript of the gene PFY1, whose product is annotated as profilin. The record is from RefSeq and is a predicted model, not a curated record. Gene Ontology annotation, cellular component: cell cortex. The transcript has 2 exons. NCBI's taxonomy places the organism in Eukaryota, Fungi, Ascomycota, Saccharomycetes, Phaffomycetales, Wickerhamomycetaceae. Gene Ontology annotation, molecular function: actin monomer binding. Bases 1 to 381 code for a protein of 126 amino acids.
AUGUCCUGGCAAGCAUAUACCGAUAACUUGAUCUCUACAGGUAAAAUUGAUAAAGCUGCAAUUUAUUCAAGAGCUGGUGAUUCAGUUUGGGCCCAAUCAAAUAACUUAACAUUAUCUGGUCCAGAAAUUUCAGAAUUGGCUAGAGGUUAUGAUGAUCCAUCAGGUUUACAAGCUAAUGGUUUACAUUUACAAGGUCAAAAAUAUUUCUUGAUUAGAAAUGAUGAACGUAGUAUUUAUGGUAAACAUGAUGCUGAAGGUGUUGUCACUGUUAGAACUAAACAAACUAUAUUGAUUGGUCAUUAUCCUGCUGGUGUUCAAGCUGGUGAAGCUACUACUAUUGUGGAAAAAUUGGCUGAUUAUUUAAUUAGUGUUGGAUUCUAA